Messenger RNA from Cyphellophora attinorum, 2850 nucleotides. RefSeq lists its product as uncharacterized. Bases 1 to 2850 code for a protein of 949 amino acids. Gene Ontology annotation, cellular component: catalytic step 2 spliceosome. The record is from RefSeq and is a predicted model, not a curated record. Gene Ontology annotation, biological process: negative regulation of RNA catabolic process; regulatory ncRNA-mediated post-transcriptional gene silencing. The transcript has 2 exons. Lineage: Eukaryota; Fungi; Ascomycota; Eurotiomycetes; Chaetothyriales; Cyphellophoraceae.
AUGGCAUCUGGCCCCGCCUGGAAGUCAGACCUUCGAGGCGACGUGAACAACCUCCAAUAUGGAUCUCUCGAGAAGUCCAAGAUACCAAAGUAUCGCCUGUCCGGUCAUGGACGGGUGAUCGGUCUUGACAGGAGUUUUCGCAUCUCUACACACUCUCAAGAGCACCGCGAAGUCAUCACCGGCAGUUUUGACUUGCCUUCUCGUCGGAAGGACCAGUCUCUCGCUACCGCAAGACUUGGACCAGAACAGCAAAUCACCAGCGCUCAAGAGUCAUUGCAUGACCCCGUUGAAGAACAAUCCAGCUAUGUCGCUUUUGAUCAUCCACGCAAGCGAGUCAAGCUCUCACCUGGGCAUGAUCCACGAUUCUCGAAGGCAUCAGCUUCGACGAGGAUCCAACUGGACGAGGUGCAUAUCCGGCAAAGGAAGUUAACGAAUCAAGUCACCGAUGACCCAGAGGACGUCAAAUCCUGGCUAGAUCUCAUUGACCACCAAGCGCUCGUUGUACGAGGAUCCGACCGCGCUGAUCUCAAACUCACUCGAAGCCAACGGCAAACACUCAUCUCUAUGCGCAUUGCGCUGUAUGAACAAGCCCUUGCAAAAGUCACUCAAGCCACUGCACGCCAGACUCUUGUGGCUGGCUUGAUGAAAGAAGGCAGCCAGAUUUGGGACCACGAGAGGCAAGUAUCUGAAUGGGAGAGAGUACUCAAGACCGGUCCAUCGUUCGAGCUUCGACUGCUGUAUCUCAACUUUCUCAUGAGCGCCUCUCGGAGCUUCUCCUGUGAGCAUGUUCUGGAAGUGAUGUCAGGAUACUUUGGCUUGUACAGGCGCGAGUCUGCUAGCCGCGUACGCGACAGGCAGCUUAUUCAUCUACUCUCCCGUCUAACUAUGUUCUUGAGUCAAGCUGGCUUCCGAGAGCGGGCGUUUGCAAUCUGGCAAGCCAAUCUAGAGCUUGCAUACUACAAGGACGAAAGUCUGAUCGAUCCCAUCACCGAGUUCGAACACUUUUGGGACAGCGAACGUCCACGAAUCGGUGAGGCUGGUGCAAAAGGAUGGACUCGGUCGACCGAUUCUGUGGCACGGACAGAGGAUUUGAGUGCUGAGGCGAUGUCGCAUUCGGGACAAGAUCAGCUUAACGACUACGCAUCGUGGGCCGCAUCGGAAGCGCAAGUUUCCAAUCGUCAAACGCUUCCUGCGCGAACGAGUGAGAAUAGCACAGAUCCAUACCGAGUGAUCUUGUUUGCUGACAUCGAGCCAUACCUGUUCUGUGAUUUCGCACCCGAGGAAGACGAUUUGCUCAACGCCUUUCUGAGGUUUUGCGAGUUACCUCUACACGAUGCUAUCGACGGCGAUAGUGCAAUCGAUACUUUUCUGUGGAAUAAGUCUCCCUUCGCCGACGGCAGUGCACCAAGUGACACCUUCGGGCUCGCGCAAUAUGUCACUCCAGACACGAACGAACGCAUGUCGACGACCGCGGCUUCGCCUGUGCCAAAAGACAACUUGCAACAUACUCCACUAGUGAAGACAGCAGUCGAAGUACUGCAACAGAUUCUGAGCUCUCGGACCGGCGACGAAGAUCUGGCAGACUAUAUUUUGACUUUUGAGUCUUUUGACUCAAGGUUGAACCCAUCAAAAGCCCGGAAACUAGCGAAGAAGUUUCUAAAGCAAUUUCCAUCCUCGAUUCGCCUUUACAACACUUACGCCGAUAUUGAGGCUCGGUCCAAAGGGCUUCGAGCCGCGGAACAGAUAUGGCUCACAGUCUUGUCAAUGCUUGGGCGCGCAAGCGUUGGCCGCAUCCGCGAGCGUCUGUCAAUCCUGAGAUCAUGGGCAUGGCAAUGCACUCUAAACGACCAAAGUGGAAGAGCCCUGCAAGUGCUGAGCAAUGCCCAUUUGACGGCACCAAUCCUUGACGCGACACAGCCCACAUCAGAUCAUCAGCUUCAACAAGCAGAGUCGUUUCUAUGGUCUGAGCUGUCCAGAGCACACGCGAAGCCCGCGCUGGAGGAGCUGGUUCUGAUCGUUCAACUGCUAGCCUUGCUACAGUAUCACUUCAAGGACCGUGAUCUCUCAACCAGCUUACAAGUCUACGAGCAGUGUCUCGCGCUUUCGACAUUCCUGUCAGCGCACCUGCCAGCGACGACCAAGCGAGCACUCGAACAGCUACAUGUCCACCGCAACGAACUCAUUUCACACCAUAUGCGCUCUCCUGGCACGCAAUUCAAGCCAAAGCAGAUCAUAGCCUCCCUCCAAGACUCAUGUCGAGCGUUUCCGCACAACCUGGUCUUCCGCAAACAGUACAACAUCUUCGUCCAAAACCACGGCGGCAUCGAUCGCCUGCGAGCUACCGCCAUGUCUCUGCAGUCCACGAGCGAGAUGACUCUGAUUGACCAUCUGUCCAACGUCCACACAGCAUUGUCUCUUCCAAGCUAUCAGGGCGGAACUGAGCAUGUCAUUCGAGCUGCAUUUCAGCACGCCGUACUCCCGCCAGGAGAGAAAAAUGACGACGUCUCGGCUUCUCGCAGCACGUCGACCAACAUCCGUUCCUGUCCAGCGAUCAACGUUGCCUUCCUAAAAUGGGAGCUGUCACUCCUGAGAGCACUUCCAUCUCACGAAACCACGGUCUCUCGACGCACGAGUCAGCCCUCGGCGAAGCGCGACCAAAAGGUCCGGAACCGACAAGUCCAGAAUGUGAGAAAAGCAUUCCGUGUCGCAGUUGGGAAUUGUCCCUGGGUGAAGGAGAUCUACCUGCUGUACUUUGACGAGGCGCUGCGGGAUGAGAUCUCGGUCAGUGAGUGGGAAGAGGUAUAUGAGAGUAUGCUUGAGCGUGGGUUGAGGAUCUGUGUUGAGCGUUGA